Messenger RNA from Microplitis mediator, 685 nucleotides. It is a transcript of the gene Svip, whose product is annotated as reticulocyte-binding protein homolog 2a. The record is from RefSeq and is a predicted model, not a curated record. Gene Ontology annotation, cellular component: endoplasmic reticulum membrane. The transcript is spliced from 3 exons. Lineage: Eukaryota; Metazoa; Arthropoda; Insecta; Hymenoptera; Braconidae. Gene Ontology annotation, biological process: positive regulation of autophagy; negative regulation of VCP-NPL4-UFD1 AAA ATPase complex assembly; negative regulation of retrograde protein transport, ER to cytosol. The coding region runs from base 167 to 424 and encodes 85 amino acids.
AUUUUUUUUACCAAACAAAAAAUAAAAAUAAAGACGUAAAAAAACACAGACGUCAAAAAGACUGGAGUUUUUGACGUUUAAAAUUUAAAGUUUGUCUGUCAACAAUUAACUGUCACUUUUUAUUAAUUGUUGGUGUUAAUUAGAAAAAAAACAUUUUUUUAUUAAAAUGGGUAAUCUUUUAACUGCAUGCACGUCAUGUUGCAAAGAAUCAGGUUCCUAUGAGGAUUUAACACCUGAUGAGCAAACAAGAAGACAACAACAAAUGGAAGCUGCUGAAAGAAGAAUGAGAGAACAGGAGCAACGUGGUAUUGGAAACGUCAACGCAGUAAAACGUCAACAGCAACAAGCACUGGAACGUGAAAAACGUGAGCAAGAAUUAGCUAAUACUGAUCGAGAUGCGCCAUUGAAGUGGCAAGUUAACUGAAUCAUAUAUAUAAGAUUAUAAAUAAACGACUCGAAACGAGACUGGAUAAUAAACACAUGCAGCAAGUAUACAUAUAUAUACACAUAUAAUAAUCGAUUAAGUGUAAAUUAUAUCAUAUGAGUAAGUACUAAAUUAAAGUAUUAAACGGUGGGUUUUAAACCCCCAUGUUAUUACUACUCGCGAUUGUAUACCAUUAAUUCGUAAUUAUUUAUUUAAUGUCUUCAGUGCACUUGUACAUGAAGCUGAUAAAUUUAAAUAUCU